GGAGAGGGGAGGGCGGAGGCGAGAGGGAAGGGAAAAGGGGAGGGGCCCCAUUUGCGAGCAGUGUGAUUGGAUUGGAAGGAGGAAGUUACUGGCGACUGAGUCACACGAUCGGACACGCAGCAGCAGCUAAUAUACAAGUGUUCGAUUGCGAGCUCUCUUUUCUGCUGAUUUCUUUGGCAGGCAGGCAGGCAGGCAAGGCAUCGACGAGGAGAUUGCUUGCUGCCAUCCGUCCUUGUAGUAGUAUCCCGAAUGGUUUGUACGUAAGUGUCUGGAGCGGAGCGAGCUUGAAGAGGAGGCUGGGAGGGAGGCAGGCAGGCAGGGAGGACGAGCACGAGGACGAAGGGGACGACGAGGACGAGGAGAGGAAGAAUCUACAAGGACUGACGGCUGCGCCUCGAGCUUUGAACCAUGUCUUACGCGUACCUCUUCAAGUAUAUUAUCAUAGGCGACACUGGUGUCGGGAAAUCAUGCCUUCUUUUGCAAUUCACAGACAAACGGUUCCAGCCCGUACAUGAUCUAACUAUCGGCGUGGAGUUUGGUGCGCGCAUGAUCACGAUCGAUAGCAAACCUAUCAAACUCCAAAUCUGGGAUACGGCUGGACAAGAGUCAUUUCGGUCGAUCACAAGGUCUUACUAUAGAGGCGCAGCUGGGGCUCUACUUGUCUACGAUAUCACCAGGAGAGAAACAUUCAAUCACCUUGCAAGUUGGCUGGAAGAUGCACGGCAACACGCAAAUUCCAAUAUGACUAUUAUGCUUAUCGGGAACAAGUGCGAUCUUGCUCAUAGAAGAGCUGUUAGCACGGAAGAAGGUGAACAAUUUGCGAAGGAGAAUGGACUGGUGUUUAUGGAAACAUCUGCGAAAACAGCUUUUAAUGUUGAAGAGGCAUUUAUAAACACGGCGGCAAAGAUUUAUCAGAAGAUCGAGGAGGGAAUUUUUGAUGUGUCUAAUGAGUCCUACGGUAUCAAAGUAGGUUACGGAGGAGGAGCUGGCACGGCAGGGGCAGGCCGAGGGGACGCGUCAUUGGCUCCCAAAGGUGGUUGCUGUGGUUGAUGAAAGCCCUGCAGACGGAGUAGAAGCUGACGUGUCAUGGCUCACGGUUGAUUUGUUACAAUUGAAUGUUUCUUGUCACUGGUGUAUAAAUGUUGGAAGAGUCUGUUCUCGGACAAGUAAAACGCUAUGUUAUGCCACUGGAGGAUGCCUCGGCAGCCUUCAUGCUGGACGUCAAAGUCGACCGUUUACAGCUUCUGUACUUGUGCCUGGCAUAGUGCCUUACUUUGGUAGCUGCGACAAAUGGAGAGGAAAUCAGCCAUCCGUCACUAGGACCAUCGCUUACUUUGUUCCUUGCAGUCUGCUUACUUUGUUUCUUGCAACUGCGAGGAUUGUCUGGCCUCUUUUGUUGAAUAAGGUUUACGCUUUGUACAGUUUUGGCUGGUCAAUGCUAUUAGGUCAAGCAUUGAAUUACCUCUAUAUACAUGAUUUAUUUCUGUGUGGUAUAUCAAACCUUUUGUCACGCUUGGUCAUCGAUGAAGGUUUCCAAGUGGUGCGUUGUAAUGGUGAAGAUUUGGGACUUGGACAACACACGUAUUACAGGCAGUUUAGGAUUGAAGCGUAGAAAUUGAACAUAUUUAUCUUGUCUAUCAUGUGGAAGAUGAAGCUUGGAAGUUUGUGUUCACAAGCUUCAUGGCUCCCGGUGCCAAACAGUGUCAUGUUUUAGUCAGCAAACUCUUGAUAAAGGUGAAUAUGUGACUGUUCGAUUCUGAGACUCGACCCGUAGGACCGGGAGUGGCUUGAGAUCUCGCUUUCAGCUUGUCUGUUUGAUGAACCAGUCACCUUGUCUUUGUCAAGGUGCAUGAAUUGUACCAAUUCAGAGGCUAUGUAAUGUAUCAAGCAAAUAUUCUAAAAGUUUUAUCCUGGACGAGUCUCAAGACGCACAAUAGCCUAAAGCUCAUGAACUUUCCAAACACAGCUGUCAA
Messenger RNA from Marchantia polymorpha subsp. ruderalis, 1973 nucleotides. NCBI's taxonomy places the organism in Eukaryota, Viridiplantae, Streptophyta, Marchantiopsida, Marchantiales, Marchantiaceae. The record is from the annotation of a GenBank genome assembly.